UUUUAAUAAAUUCAACGUACAUGCCUCAAUCUGAGUACUGGCCAUUUAAUAAGCCCGUAGAGAACAGUGAUGACACGGGAGAACCCUCUUUCUUACAAAAGCAGGUAGGUGUUAUGGAGGACGAGAUGAAGGAAAUGCAGAUGGAAUUAGCUGCAAUGAAACGCGAUAGAUUAUAUUUGAAUAAUCAGAAUCCAACCUGUGGAAUAGAAUCUGUUACGGAUAAAGAUUUAGCCCUAUAUGAAGGUUCAAUGAAAUCUCACGGCGAAAUGGAUUUUAAUACCAUUCCUCAGAUAUCAAGGUUACGUGAGGAGUUAAUAAGAGCUAAAAAUGCAGCAGACGAGGAAAGGUUUGAGAGAGAAAAAUACGAACAUAAACUCAAAGACCUGGAACUAAAACUCAAUAACAUAUGCAGUCCUGAAAUUAUGAAUGAGUCGCGGAAAUUUCCCAACGAUGAGAUAACGACGUUGAAGAAGCAGCUUCGUGAUAUGAGAGAAGAAAGUGAAGAAUUAAAAAUGUCACUCAAUGAGAAAAUGGAAGAGUCUCAAGAAUAUCGUGUUAAAUAUCUCCAAGCUCAGCAGCAAGUCGAAGAGAUGAAACGUCAGAUCGAUGUCAUUGAAUUCGAUAAUAAACAAGUUUCAGAUCAAAUACAAAUUGAAAUACAAAAGAUGAAGAUGCAGUUCCAAGAAAAACUUCAAGAAUUAGCCCCUUUACCAGAUCUACUGAAAGGUGCUCAAAUCCAGCUCCAAGAAGCGAAGCAGCUACAAAAGUUGGCUGAAGACAGCUCUGAGCAGCUUUCAAAUGAACUUCACCGGGUGAAGGAAAAGCUCGUGAUCGCGGUGAAUAAUUUUAACAUGGAAAAAGCAGACAGGAUGAAGUUAAUCGAAGAGAAUAAAGCACUGAGAUUGGAAACUGAUGACAAGCAAAGGGAAAUUGAUGAACUGUCGAAAAAUAUAGAUGAUAACAAAUGCGUAAUACUUCGCUUACAAGAGAAACUUUCUCAACUAGAGAUGAGAUACAAGGAAAAAGCAAUAGAAUGUUCACAAUUGCUGAAAGAUUUGGACGAGCUGAGACUCGAGGGUAGCAGAUCACUAACGAGAAGUAAAGAAAGAUCGGAUUCAAUGAGACGAUACAUGCAAACCCAGGUGUCAGAGCUAGAGAGGCAGCUGAUACAAAGCAGAGCCCAGUGCAGGGCGUGCCAGAAAGAGAGGGAUGAUGUACGUCAACGUAUGCAAAUCCAAGUGAAUAAUCUACAAGAGAAUCUCGAAGUUGUCGAAAUAAGACUCCGAGCUCUUCAAAGUCAAGUCGCGGCUCUGAAAAAUACCUACGCCAUAAUUUUAGCAGACGAUGAUGAUAACUGUGACGUCACAAAAAUCAUAACUACCUAAGGUACUUAAGGAACAGUCGUGGCUUCAUAUA
Molecule: messenger RNA, 1416 nt
Organism: Vanessa atalanta (red admiral)
Lineage: Eukaryota; Metazoa; Arthropoda; Insecta; Lepidoptera; Nymphalidae
Product: outer dense fiber protein 2-like
Exons: 10
Coding region: 21-1385 (454 amino acids)
Biological process (GO): regulation of cilium assembly
Cellular component (GO): centrosome
Source: RefSeq, a predicted model, not a curated record